Colletotrichum phormii is the source of this 1652-nucleotide messenger RNA. RefSeq names its product family 88 glycosyl hydrolase. The record is from RefSeq and is a predicted model, not a curated record. Bases 57 to 1223 code for a protein of 388 amino acids. The transcript has a single exon. Lineage: Eukaryota; Fungi; Ascomycota; Sordariomycetes; Glomerellales; Glomerellaceae. Gene Ontology annotation, biological process: carbohydrate metabolic process.
AUAGCGUUUGCGAGAUCUCGAAUUCCUCACCUUCGUGAUCAAUCGUGCUUCCCAACAUGCGUCAUUUCACGAUCCGGCUGUUGGCCCUCUGCGGCUUGGCGACUGCCGCAAACUGCGAGGACCGGCGAUACUCGACAUGGAUGCUCGACAGCAUUAAGACGCGAAAGCAGGGCAUCAUCUCGUCCGGUGAAUCAAGCAGCUUCCUGGAAACGGGCAUUCUCUCCAUCGCCAUGGAGGCUGCACUCAAGCAGUACCCGGACCUCAAGGACCAAUAUGUGCCUUACUUGGAGGAAGUUCUCAACGAGGGGACUCCCAACUUGGUUAAUGCAACUUACGUCGCAACCCGACCCCUAGACCGUUUCUCAGUAGCGAACGCUAUCAACGCCAUUUUCAAGUCGGGAAUCGCGACGAUUUCGGACACGGCGUCGGCAGCAUCGAAAGCGAUCAACGAAUCUCUGUCGCUUCAAAUUCGCAACCCCGUUGGAGGCUUCUGGUACUACGUCUACCCUCAAUGGAGUUACCUGGACGGCAUGUUCUCAGUGCUGCCAUUCAUGGCUGCGCAGCCCCAGCCCAACUAUACCGAUAUCAGCUUGCAGGUUUCACUGCUCUACGAGCACUGCUUCCAAAAGAACACCUCCUUGGUCGCCCACGGAUACGACUACUCAAAGACUUCCGUUUGGGCAAACAAAGAGACAGGUGCGAGCCCGUAUGUAUGGGGCCGCGCCGUGGGCUGGUUUGUAGCAGGUUUAGUCCAGACGUGGGAGGCCCUCGACUGUCCCGCCGACAAGCACGAGGCCAAAGCCUUGUGCAAGCAACUGCAACACAUGACGACUCAAUUGGCUACGUCUCUCGUCCGCUACGCCGACCCUGAGACCGGAGUUUGGUGGCAAUUGACGACGUUCCCUGGACGCAGCGGCAACUACCUCGAGAGUUCCAGCACGGCCUUGUUCAUGUUCUCGAUGCUCAAGGGCGAGAGACUUGGGCUUCUGUCGAACUCGAAGGUGGACUUCAAGAAGGCAGCUUUGAAGGCUUACGACUACACCACCCGAAACUUUGUUGUCGACACUGGAAACGGUACGAUCGGAUACAACAAGACCGUCGCUGUGUGCAGUCUCAACUCUACAGCAUCUUACGAAUACUACACUCAUCAGCCGCUUUUGCCUAAUAGUCUUCUCGGAGAAUCAGCCUUCGUCCUGGCAUCUCUCGAGGUAGAGAGGAAGUAGGGCAAUAAGACCAUGUUGCUGCACUGCCAGAUAAUCAAUGUAACCACAUUCUACACCUCUAAUCGAAGUCAUUUUGCAACAUCGUUAAGCAAAUGUGAUGUGGUUGCACGUCAUGCUGCAUGCAAGCAGCUCAAAAUAAAUGUCCUUUACGGCACAGCAUUGAACUACUCGUUCAACCAUGAGUCGAUUACCUCAAUACAGCGGCCUGAAUGCCAGAUCCGAGUAUUUUGUGUGCCUAGCUAGUCUUGUGAGAGGCCAAGAGUCUCAGGGUACACAUCUCAACCAGAACCGUGACAUGCAGGGGCUUGAUAUCUUGCGCGCAAGGAAUUGGCUGGAGAUGGUGUAUCUGCCUAGCUUACGAGAGCCAUUUUGAGAAUAGUGCUUAGCGUACAUGCAAGUAUCGACGCAAUGCAUCACACGUCAGCCCGA